AAAAAAUGAUUUUGUGAGAAGAUAUGAUUAUUAAAUGUUCCAUAGGGUGACGUGGAAACACACAAGUUGGUUAGGCAAGAUCAAUUUGAAUCAUAAACCCUAACGGGACUAACCCCAAUUUCCCGCACACUCUCAACCUCACUAGCGUUGCAGCAUACCCACAGUCACUCAAUGUCGACGACAAUGGACCUUCCAAAUCUCGCCUUUCCAAACAACUCCACCUCUCUAUCCUCUUUCGCUGAAGCUUUGCUUCUUCAAACUUUCAUUGCCGCUACCAAAUCCCUCGCAUACCUUCUUCUAGCGACUGGAUCUCUGCUUGCUGAUGUCAAUACUUUGAUAUCACCGAUGGAUGGAAGGUUUCCUUCUGACCAACUGUACAAGGGAAACCAUACUUGUGAAGAGAACAAAGAUGGUAGUGAAACAGAGGACGACGACGAGGAGGAUGAUGAUGUGAAUGACGAGGAUGAUGGUGAUGAUGAAGAGGAUGAGGACUUCUCUGGUGAUGAAGGUGAGGAAGAAGUUGAUCCCGAGGAUGAUCCUGUGGCCAAUGGUGCGGGAGGAAGUGACGACGACGACGAUGAUGGUGGAGAUGAUGACGAUGAUGAAGAUGGAGAGGACGGGGAAGAUGAGGAUGAAGAAGAAGAAGAAGAAGAGGAUGAAGAUGAAGAAGAGGCGGCUCUUCAGCCACCUACUAAGAAGAGGAAAUGAGAGUUAUAAUCGUAGCCAGUAGGUAAAUUGUUUUCUUCCUGCCUUUUGAGCACUUUCUAUUAUCUAGUUAUGUUUAGUUAUUUUGAUGGAGAUUAUCAUCCCUGGCCUGUCAAUCGAUCCCGCCCAUGGCUAACAUUAAGAUUUACAAACACUACGAUUAAUUUAUUGGUAUGUAGCCCUUGUUAUUAUUAUCGGUGUUGCUUGUCA
Messenger RNA from Cicer arietinum (chickpea), 915 nucleotides. RefSeq lists its product as uncharacterized. NCBI's taxonomy places the organism in Eukaryota, Viridiplantae, Streptophyta, Magnoliopsida, Fabales, Fabaceae. The record is from RefSeq and is a predicted model, not a curated record.